AUGCUACAACAAAGACUACUGGCACCCCUCCGGGUGCUGGAGAGAGCGAUUGUGCCGACGCUCCGCUCAUCACAGCCAAUCUCCCGACCACCACCACCAUCGUCAGUACUCUCACGAACCAACACCUCCGCAUCGACACCAUUCUUGAACCGCCUCCUCCCCUUCUCUCAAGUCCGCCAUGCCUCCCACGCCACCCAGGGUACGGCGAAUCGACAUUCCCGUGACCCUGCGGGAAAGCGUCUUGGUGCGAAACGUACUACCGGCGAAUACGUCGUUCCGGGUUGUAUCAUUUUCCGUCAGCGUGGAACGAAAUGGUUUCCAGGCGAGAAUUGCUCACUGGGCAGGGAUCAUACCAUCUAUGCCACCGAGGCAGGCUAUGUGAGAUAUUACUUGGAUCCUGAACGGCACCCUGACCGGAAGUACAUCGGCGUCUGCUUUGAGAAGGACGGCAAAUUGCCUACGCCUCGGAAUGCCCCGACCAGACGGAAACUGAAUAGGGUCGCUGUCCCUCGCAUCGAUGACACCCCUACGCCGAUUGCUGGACAGUCGGAUCUUGUUGCCACUAUUGACAAUGGUACUAUGGUGUCCAGCGUGGAGGCUGUGAAUGCCGAGUCAGGCUCCCAGCUGCGUCCAGGUUAUAUGUACCGUGAGGCGAACUGGCAGAUUGGUCGAGCAGCUGAGAAGGCCGGGAUUACAGCGAAGCCGUACAGCCCCAAGAAUCGUUGGUUGGCAUGGAGGAAGAGACAGGCUAGGGCCGAGCGGGCUGCCCAGAUGAAGAGUCUCAAGAACAAGAAGAAGGCUUCAAAGAAGGGCAAGGGUGGCCGCUAA
Molecule: messenger RNA, 828 nt
Organism: Aspergillus bombycis
Lineage: Eukaryota; Fungi; Ascomycota; Eurotiomycetes; Eurotiales; Aspergillaceae
Product: mitochondrial 54S ribosomal protein bL27m
Exons: 1
Coding region: 1-828 (275 amino acids)
Biological process (GO): translation
Cellular component (GO): mitochondrial large ribosomal subunit; ribosome
Molecular function (GO): structural constituent of ribosome
Source: RefSeq, a predicted model, not a curated record